ACUUUUUAUGCAAAUGUACUUGAUGCGAUGAGGGGUGGGGCUGUUUGGGAAUUUCCCUUUGAUGUAUACAUGCACUGCAGUUAACUCACAGCCGAUCGACCAGCUUCAAACUACAAGACUGCCAAAAGAAUAUAGGUAUGCACUGACGGGGCUGGAAAGCAUUGAGACACCAAUGAGACACUGAGCGAGAACAUGGUUACCAUUGCACAGUGCAAGGAAAUCCUCUUCGUACGAGCAGCUGUCUGUUGUGCUAUAAAGGAUGUCAAGAUUGAGAGGCAAAUCAGUUCACUCUUCAAGCCUUCAGCAGCAAAAACAACCCUCCUCAUCGAUCAACUCUACUCUCACUGAGCAAAUAACAACAACUAACAAUGUCCGCCUUUAAAGCCGUUGCCUGUGUCGUCUUCCUCCUGGUUAUCAGUGCAUCUCACUCGAGAUCCAUGACUACAACAACGCAGAUUCCGGACAUGACUUCAACAAUGCCUGCUCUGGACCUGUGCAGUGAUGCAGACUACAAAGAGCGUGUUGUUCGUCCCACCUACAUUGAGAGCUCUCACUUCCUUUCUCUCCUGAACACCACCGAGACCCAAAUAAAACAGCUGGAUGAUCUGAACGUGACUCGUGGUGUGUGUAGGGUACUGGCUGCUCACGAGACCGCCACGAGGGUGGGAAGAAAUACUAUGUUCCAAAAGAAAGUGCGAACUGACUCCAUUUUGGUACAAUUUUUUAUUGGAGGCCCUCACAACAACUCUACUGAACAUUUUGAUCCUAGUUUUGAAGCUUCCCUGGACUAUCUCCGAAAAUAUUGCCUGUACAAGUUUGGUAACGAAUAUAAUGCUUUGUACAACUUCAUGAGAGUACUGGAGGACCUAGACGGUUGCCCAACGACGGAAGAAACAGAUGCAUGAAUAGAGAGACACUAUAUAAACUAUAAUAGUCAUAGAUUAUAAUCAUAGCCUCAUUGUCAUUAUAAUUGUAUCUACC
Messenger RNA from Halichondria panicea, 981 nucleotides. RefSeq lists its product as uncharacterized. The record is from RefSeq and is a predicted model, not a curated record. Bases 369 to 905 code for a protein of 178 amino acids. NCBI's taxonomy places the organism in Eukaryota, Metazoa, Porifera, Demospongiae, Suberitida, Halichondriidae. The transcript is spliced from 4 exons.